AGGAGGAGGAGGAGGAGGGCGUCCCCUCGAAGCCGCGCGGGGACGGGGAGCCCAAGGCCGGCACGAGGCGCCGGCGGAAGACGGCCGGGAGGCACUGGGUCCCCGAGGCCCGGGCCAGCGUCCUGAGGGGCGUUCAGGACCCUUGGCAAGGCCCCCCGGUCCAGGCGGCCCCCGCGGACGGCGCCAAAGGAGUGCCUCCGGGCACGGCCGCCGGGACUCCUCCGGAGAGCAGGCCGCCCCGGGAGAGCCGCGGGAGCUACUGCAUGUCCGAGGACAGUGACAUCAACAUCACCAGCGAGGAGGAGCCCCUGGCCGGCGCCAAAGAGAAGGAGAACGGAGGCGCCGGCCCCUGGGCUUCCCCGGAGAGCCGGGCCGCGCCAGCAGAGGGCCUCUGCUGCUACGUCUGCGGGUCGCCGCUGGCCCCGGCCUCGCGGCACCAGAUCCACGUGCAGAAGCAGGAAAAGUUGGCUCAGGCGCCCUUCUUCCCCUUCUUGUGGCUGCACAGCCCCCCUCCGGGGGCACAGCCCAUCAGCGAGGGCGGCAGCACCCUGGUGUGCCCCUGCUGCUUCUCCUCGCUCAUGCAGCAGUGGCAAAGCUUCGAGCUGGCCAACGUGCCCGUCCUGCAGCGACUGUACGUGGUGCCCCUGAACAGCCAUGCCCCGGGCAUGGCCUCCAAGGGCCGCCGGCUCCCCGGGGAGGAGGGCCCGCCUGCCGGGGCCCUGCCGGAGGCCUGCUAUCUCUGCGGGGAGGAUUGUACCCAGGACGCCCGGGCCGUGGCCUCCAGGAUCCUGAACGGCACCCCCAGGGGCUCCAUGCAUUUCCCCUUCCUCAGCCUCCUGCCCCGCCCCCCCAACGCCCGGGGCCCCAACAAGCGCUGCGAGGUCCGGAGCUGCCCCAAGUGCUUCAGCGUCCUGGAGGACGUGUGGGCCCUGUACCGGGCCUGCCGCAACGACGAACUUAUCACCUCCGUGCAGGGCUUCCUGGGCAGGUACCACCAGGCCUUCUCUGCCUCGGACCCCGCCCUCUCCGAGCCGCCCGCGUCGGCCCCGGGCAGCCCGGCCUCCGUCUGCUACGUCUGCGGGGCCGAGCUGGGCCCUGGGAAGGAGUUCCAGCUCAACGUGAACCCCUCGGGCCGCCUGGGCGAAAAGGAGCCCUUCUUCCCGUUCCUUACCGUCUACCCGCCCGCCCCACGCGCCAGGCCCGCGGACUCCACCGGCCUGGUGGCCACCUGCGUGCUGUGCUACCACGACCUGCUGGGCCAGUGGCUGCAGCACGAGGCCCGCGGCUCCCAGCACGCCGUCAGCGCCUGGUCUCGACAGUACCGGGUGGAGACGUUCGUGUGCUUCUUCUGCCGGCAGGAGAAGGAGCGGUGUCUGGGGCUGAGGGCCGUGCGGGUCGCCCGGCUGCCGCUGUUCCUCUACACCCUGCGAGCGAGCCACAGCCUGCUGGUGGACGAUGGGCGGCAGCUGAUCAUCGGCGCCUGCGUGGAGUGUGGGACCCUGGUGUGCGCCGGCCAAGGGCUGGCCCGCCAGGGGCCCCUCGGUUGGAGCUCCCCGGCGGCACCGGCGAUGAAGGUCACCUCUGCAUCUCUGGAGGCGUCGACAGCCGUCCACCCCCCAGCCAGGGAGCCUGAGCCCCGGCCAGGCGCCCCAGCAGAGAGCACGCCCAGAGGCCCCAGGACAGCCCAGGAGCCGGGGCCCGCCCGCUGUCAGCAGAGCGGCUUGGACGGGGCCGGAGCAGACCCCGCAGGCGCAGGCAUGAGCCAUGAGCCCAAGUCCCCUUCACUAGGGAUGCUUUCCACCGCGACCAGGACCACCGCCACCGUCAACCCCCUCACCCCCUCGCCGCUCAAUGGCGCCCUGGUGCCCAGCAGCAGUCCCACCACCGGCAGUGCGCUGUCGGCCCAGGUCGCGCCGUCCUCCAGCUUUGCCGCCGCGCUGCGCAAGCUCGCCAAACAGGCGGAGGAGCCCAGAGAGCACAAACGUCCACCCUCUCUGCCCCCACGAGCUGAGCGGGAGAUGAGCUGCGAGAGCAGGAGACACAGCAGCCUCACAGAGCCCAGAGGGUCUUCGCUGAGCAGCGAGUCGUCCCCCGUGUCCUCACCGGCCACCAACCACAGCUCUCCCGCCAGCACGCCCAAGCGCGUGCCCAUGGGCCCCGUCAUCGUCCCCCCUGGGGGCCACAGUGUGCCCAGCACACCCCCCGUGGUGACCAUCGCCCCGACCAAGACCGUCAAUGGCGUCUGGAGGAGUGAGAACCGACAGCAGGACGCCAGCUCUCGGGGCGGCGGCGGCGGUCGGGAGCGCCUCAUCGUGGAGCCCCCGCUGCCCCAGGAGAAGGCGGGGGGCCCCGCCAUCCCCUCCCACCUGCUCAGCACCCCCUACCCUUUCGGCAUCUCCCCCAGCUCCGUGGUGCAAGACUCGCGCUUCCCACCGCUCAACCUGCAGCGGCCUGUGCACCACGUGGUGCCCCCGAGCACCGUGACCGAGGACUACCUGAGGAGCUUCCGGCCCUACCACACCACCGAGGACCUCCGCAUGACCUCCCUGCCUCCCCUGGGCCUGGACCCGGCCGCCGCGGCCGCCGCCUACUAUCACCCCAGCUACCUGGCCCCGCACCCCUUCCCCCACCCAGCCUUCAGGAUGGACGACUCCUACUGCUUGUCAGCCCUACGGUCCCCCUUCUACCCCAUCCCCACGCCCGGCUCCCUGCCCCCGCUGCACCCAUCGGCUAUGCAUCUCCACCUGUCCGGGGUCCGCUACCCCCCCGAGCUCUCCCACUCGUCCCUGGCGGCGCUGCACUCGGAGCGGAUGUCCAGCCUCAGUGCCGAGAGGCUACAGCUGGACGAGGAGCUGAGGCGCGAGCGGGAGCGGGAAGCCGACCGCGAGCGCGAGAAGGAGCGCGAGCGCGAGAAGGAGCGCGAGCGCGAGAAGGAGCUGGAACGGGAGCGGGAGAAGGAGCGCCAGCGGGAGCAGCAGGCCCGCGAGAAGGAGCUGCUGGCGGCCAAGGCGCUGGAGCCGGCCUUCCUGCCCGUGGCCGAGCUGCACGGGCUGCGGAGCCACGCCGCGGAGGAGCGGGCCAAGCCCUCGGAGCAGCUGACCCCCACGCGCCCAGAGAAGCUGAAGGAGGCAGGUCUGCAAGCCCCGAAGCCCGUGCAGCACCCCUUGCACCCGACGCCCGCCCCCCACCACAGCGUGCCCAGCCUCCUCUCCAACCACAGCAUCUUCUCGCUGCCGGGCAGCAGCGCGGCCACGGCCCUGCUGAUCCAGCGCACCAACGAGGAGGAGAAGUGGCUGGCGCGGCAGCGGAGGCUGCGGCAGGAGAAGGAGGACCGGCAGUCCCAGGUGUCCGAGUUCCGGCAGCAGGUGCUGGAGCAGCACUUGGACAUGGGCCGGCCCCCGGCGCCCGCGGAGGCGGAGCACAGGCCCGACAGCGCCAGGCCUGGACCGAACCGUCAGGAGCCGGGCAGCCGAGACCCCCCGCAGCACUUUGGCGGGCCCCCGCCCCUCAUCUCGCCCAAGCCCCAGCACCACUCUGUGCCCACGGGCCUCUGGAACCCCGUGUCCCUGAUGGACAGCACCCUGGAGACGCGGCGGGCCCCCGAGAGCCACCCCCUGCACAGCCACCCCGCCCCGUUCGAGCCCAGCCGCCAGGCGGCCGUCCCCCUGGUGAAGGUGGAGCGGGUCUACUGCGCGGAGAAGGCCGAGGAGGGGCCCCGGAAGCGAGAGGCCGCCCCCCUGGACAAGUACCAGCCGCCCCCACGGGAGGCGGGAAGCCUGGAGCACCAGGCCUUCGCCCACGGGCCCGCGCCUUUCCUGGCUGAGCUCGAGAAGUCCACGCAGACCCUCCUGGGCCAGCAGCGGGCCCCCCUCUCCCAGCCGGCGCCCUUCGGGGAGCUCCCCGGGCCCCUGAAGCCAGGCUCGCCCUACCGGCCCGCGGCCCCCCGGGGCCCCGACCCCGCCUACAUCUACGACGAGUUCCUGCAGCAGCGCCGGAAGCUGGUCAGCAAGCUGGACCUGGAGGAGCGCAGGCGGCGAGAAGCCCAGGAGAAAGGGUACUACUACGACCUGGACGACUCGUACGACGAGAGCGAUGAGGACGAGGUCAGGGCCCACCUCCGCUGCGUGGCCGAGCAGCCGCCGCUCAAGCUGGACACGUCCUCCGAGAAGCUAGAGUUUUUGCAACUUUUUGGCUUGACCACCCAACAGCAGAAGGAGGAAUUGUUGACCCAGAAGCGGAGGAAGCGGCGGCGGAUGCUGAGAGAGAGAAGCCCGUCACCCCCGACGGUUCAGAACAAGCGGCAGACGCCUUCGCCGAGACUCGCACUGUCCACGCGCUACAGCCCGGACGACAUGAACAACAGCCCCAACUUCGAGGAGAAGAAGAAGUUCCUGACGAUCUUCAACCUGACUCACGUCAGCGCCGAGAAGAGGAAAGACAAAGAGAAACUUGUUGAAAUGCUCCAUGCCAUGAAGCAGAAGGCACUGUCCGUGGUGGUGGCGGACCCGCUCAGGAACUCUCCGAGGGACAGUCCUGCUAUCUCCCUGAGCGAACCAGCCACGCAGCCAACCUCUCUGGAUGCGGAGAAGCCUGUGGGUGUCGCUGCUUCCCUGGCUGACGUCCCAAAGGCCACGGAGCCUGGGAGACUGGAGCAGCUGCGGCCCCAGGAGCCCGCUCCUGCCGGCGGCGAGAAGGCCAGGCUGAGCGAGGCCCCCGGGGGCAAGAAGGGCGUGAGCAUGCUCCAUUACAUCCGGGGCCCCGCGCCCAAGGACAUUCCCGUGCCGCUGUCCCACAGCAUCAACGGGAAGAGCAAGCCGUGGGAGCCCUUCGUGGCGGAGGAGUUUGCACAUCAGUUCCACGAGUCUGUGCUGCAGUCCACCCAGAAGGCCCUGCAGAAGCACAAAGGGAACGUGGCCGUGCUGUCUGCGGAGCAGAACCACAAAAUGGACACGUCCAUCCACUACAACAUUCCCGAGCUGCAGUCGUCCAGCCGGCUCCCUGUGCCCCCGCACAACGGGCAGCAGGAGGCCCCCACCGGGAGGAAGGGCCCCCUCACGCAGGAAACGGACCAGGCCUCGGAGGACGACGACGAAGACGGGGAGGAGGACGACGACGAGCCCCCCAGGCGCAAGUGGCAAGGGAUUGAGGCCAUUUUUGAAGCUUAUCAGGAACACCUAGAAGAACAAAAUCUGGAGCGGCAGGUGUUGCAGACGCAGUGCAGGCGGCUGGAGGCACAGCAUUACAGCCUCAGCCUCACAGCCGAGCAGCUCUCUCACAGCAUGGCGGAGUUGAGGAGCCAGAAACAGAAGAUUGUUUCCGAGAGGGAGCGACUCCACGCAGAACUGGAUCACUUAAGGAAGUGCCUUGUGUUGCCUGCAAUGCACUGGCCUAGGGGUUACUUUAAGGGAUAUCCUAGGUGACGGUUUCCCUUGUGCUAGGCCGAACCUAUAGUAUAGAAAUAUUAUCUAUUUUAUUACCUUGAAUAUUUAAUAUUUUUCACUGGGAGGUUUGAAGCUUAAAAUUUAACAAAAAGAAAAAAAAAAAAACAGAAAAAAAAAGAGAAUGUGCCAUGCAUGAAGCAAAGGACUCCAGGCCCCAGAAGAACGAACCCGCCUUGACUUCAAUGCAACGGAAUCACCUUUGUCAUUCAGCGAGCAACCGACUAGGAUGCCCAUCGUUCUUUUUGUUUGGUCUUUUCUUUUCUUUUUAAAAGUGGUUUUCUUCUUCCCCCACGCCGUUAUUUUCUAGUCUGAAAGUGAAGGCUCCCUUACCAACACUAAAACUGUAUCCUUGAGGGCCCCUGGGUGCGGAAGAAUGGAUCAGACCGACUGUGUUGGGUUUCUGGUGUGGCCACGCGGCUCCCCGCCUCCUCGAGCCCCCCCCCCCCUCCCCUUCCGCCCCGGCGCAGGGUCAGCCUCGCUCCUCCCCAGGACGGAGACUGGCUUUGGCAGAGGGAAGGUGGGGUGCAUUUUCCUGGUAAAGGGCUUAUUUGUUUGUCACUUGUCUGCAAAAUUCUCUUCGAAGCAACAGGUCCUAGGAGCCCACAAAGCACCAAUACCGAAGCCUCACCCACAGGCUUUUCCCCGGAAAAGCUCUUAUCUAAAGUGCAUCACCCAACUGAAGGUACCUUUUUAUUACUCGGUGGGGGAAAAUGUACAGAGCUCUAUGUAUACAUACGUUCACACCCACGAAAUUGUUACUGCGGUGGGUUGUGUUUUCAUACAAACGUAAAUUUUGAGAGAAAAGUCAAAGGUGCUUCAGCCUUGUACUGUGUAUAUAUAUUAAAAAAAAAAACAAAGUUUUGUAUGUUUUUAUUACUUUAAUUAUUGUUAUAAAAAGCCUGCCAUUUUUAAAUAUGUGGUUUGGGGGGAUUUUUGUUUGUUUUCCUGUUUGGGGGUUCUGUUUGUUUUUUUGCUUUUGUUUUCCUGGGCAAAAAAACUUGCUUUUAGUGUUUGUACUGCUGCUGGUCAGGACAUUAAACUAUUGAAGUGUUUUUAACAAUUAAAGAAGAAGAAAAGUAAAAGAGCUUACCACUGGCGCCUAUGCGAUCACUUCAUUUUUGAGUUGCACCAGAAAGUGACGUAGAAAGCCAUGUGUUGUUCCUUCUUACCUCCUCCUGUCCCCUCCCCCUGGCUCUGGAGCGCAGACAGAACCAGUUGCUACUGUGGAGGGGCUCGGCCCCCGGCGGGCACAGGCCGCCCGGUGCUGCCGAGCGCGCCCGCGGCUCUGCCGGAAGAACCUGUCAGGAAGGGAGCGAGUUCUGUGAUAGGAUUCUAAGGUGUCUUACAGCAGUCUGAGAACAGGUGCAAAGUAGAAACUUUAGAAGCUUUAUUUAGAUGCAAAGCUUUGUAAAAGCCUAAAAGUAGGUAAACCAUGUCUGAGCUGAACUUCCCCUCCUUUCGAACUUACUGUCCUGAGCACAGGAGCGGCUAGAAACCGGGGAAGCCCUCUCUCUCCGCGCAAAGCAGUGUUUCCUUCUCGGCCCCGUUCCAGCUCAUCCAGGCGGGGUCUCCUCUCGCCCGAAUGGGCCCGGACCCGAGGCCCAAGCAGCCAGGGGCGGGUCCGUCGGGGGUGGGGGUGGAGGCAAGAACCUCGAUGGCCGCUGUCCCUUUCACCCUGGGUCAGGGACAGGCUGGCCGACCUUCAGGAAGGCUACUCACUGCGCUCGGUGGCCGCGCCCUCGGCACCAGACCUUAGCUGUGCAGAACAGCUUGCUGGCAGAUGGCAUUGUGUUGCUUUAUCUGUUCCCACACAGUUUGCUUUGUAUGUCUGCCAAGAAUCUUCUAGUUAUUAGCAAACUCAGACAAAAAGUGCCGCCAGUAUUAUCAGCAGUCAACGAGCGCCUUCCUCUCCACAAAAACGACUCGAGAACGCAGGCCUGUGCUGCGGGCCUCCCCUCCCCUGCAAAGACACUGGGAGACCAACUCGUUCCACAGGUGGGGACAGGUGUUGAGAGGGGGCUCUGCUGCUAGCGGUCAGGGGACGAGAUGACCGAAUUUCUCCCGAGUCGGCUGGCUCGUUCCGGUCUGAAAGAGCAAGCUCAAGGGCUCCACCUCAGCACCCCGCUCCCCGCCCUCCCCCGGCCCCAGAAAAGGGCUGGACGCCCCUGCUAAGCAGCUUGGGGAGGGCUUGAGGAAACAGCCCCCGCCCCGCCCCUCACCAUCCGAGGGGAGCCCCCUGUUGGGGUGCUGUUACAGGUCGAGGGCCACGCCCACGGGGGGCGGUCACCACCCAGGGGUGGGUGCAGCUAGAAGGGCUCUGCUCCCUGCCGCUGGAGACUAACCGCCUCCCCUGCCUUCCAGCUUCGGUCCCUCCUCCUCCCCGCACCCCCACCUCUCAGUAGAAAGACAAUCAGAAUACAGACCAGUAAGGCAGCAUGAAGAAACUAAGGAAGGGAAGAAAGCAGGGGUGCACCACGAGGAGCUGGCUUUCCCGUCCGGUGGCUAGUUUUCAUUUUCAGAGGGUUUGGAAACAACAGCACCACCUCUCUUCGGUUUGGGCUUAAAAACGGACAAAUGCGUGAUCCUUGUCCGCUAUUUCACGUUGAGUUUAAAAGACAGAGUUGAGAAGUACGCCAGAUCUGCUCUAGAACUCAUUACGUAACUCGGGUCAGUAUUUUCGUGGAGACCCCCGUCUUGCACGACCUUGUGUCUUCCUGCCGCCCCUGCGAGACCGGGCUGCCGUCCGUCCUCAAGGGGACUGCACUCUGCUUGUGAGGGUCCUCUUCCAGAGUGGGGUCCUGGGGUUCUGCAUUUAAUCCCAUCAUUAGAAACGAACUUGGCGGCGCUUAGGACCUGAUCCUUUGAAAAUGUUUCCUCUAAUUAGAGCCAAAGGGACAUGAAACCAUGACCUCCGUCCAUUAUCUCAGAUAAGUGACCAAGAUAGGACUUAACAGGAUUUUUUUUUUUUUUCUACAGAAUAUAGGCUAAACACUUCAUUGGCAUUCACAUUCUAAUAGAUUACAUCCUUAAGGGAAUUCCAAGAAUACUUAGAGGAGCCCGCACUCUCGGCAGCGGAGGAUCCUAGUCCAAGAAGGUCUGGUUUUCCUCCAGUAGCUCGAUAAGGCUGCCGGAUCUCAAAAGUCAGGCGCCCCCUUUCCCCUCUGAGCGGUCUUCAAAGUAGAACAUUCCAGGGAUCCACCACAAGAUGGAGGUGGUCGGCACAAGCCAAUUCUGUAACUCUUGGCCACUUAGCAGCGGAAAUAUCCCGCACCCCACGGAAACCAGUACCUGACUUCUCCCGUCUCACAGUAGCCAGUCCCAACCUGUUGAUCCAGCACUUAAUUUAGACUCCUUCAUUCUGCCUUGACCUGAGGAAGGCCACGCUGAUUGGUUGUGUUACUUUGUAUGUGGCCUGUGCUCACUUGCUAGAACAGUAAAACCAGUACAUGGGAGGGAGGAGGGAUGCCUCGGUCACUCUGGGGGCAGUUUAGAUGCUGUGAAAUUAAACCUGUUCUAAGUGUACUUGUUUGAAUUAAUUGUAUUGUAAUAUUAUUUGUUGAAUGUAGUAAUUAGGUAUUUAUGAAUAUAUUGCUGUAAUUUCUGACAACAUCCAAAAAAAUAAAAUCUUCCUAAAUCA
Molecule: messenger RNA, 9078 nt
Organism: Neofelis nebulosa (Clouded leopard)
Lineage: Eukaryota; Metazoa; Chordata; Mammalia; Carnivora; Felidae
Gene: GSE1
Product: Gse1 coiled-coil protein
Exons: 18
Coding region: 264-5420 (1718 amino acids)
Source: RefSeq, a predicted model, not a curated record